AUGUCGCUUGCUCUACUUGAAGUCUCCGCUGCCGGCGAAGAUCUCGAUUCCUUCCACCUGGCCACGAUUCCGAGCCAUUCAGCAGACGUGCCCUAUUUCCUGCGCUCUCUGCACGAGGCAGGAUCUUCCGACCGAAACUUGCUCGCAGCAUCGCUCCUGGACGCGCUCCGAUCAGGUCUGCCUCUCGACAGCUGCGCCGCGCUUCUUUCUGCUGGCCUUCACACCGUGUACGUCGAUAGCCUGACGAGCGAGGACGUCUAUCGCAAUCCAAGGACAUCCUCCUUCACGUCCUCGCCGAGCGCUGACGUGCGCGGCCCGUCCGAUGGCGCAUUCCACUGCCCAACAGCUGCAAACGUUUCGCGAGAAGGUAGUCGCGGGUCCGAUCAGGCCAUAGGCAGCACGUCCGUCAUGACGCAGCUCGUUGCGCGGAACGUCGAACUUUGGGCGGUCAUAUGGUCCCAGCGCAGCCUCCCCAAGGGCCCCGCGAUGCGCCCUCUGCAGACGCGCCUUGGGCACACCGCGAUCCAUCGCUGGCAGUAUCUCCAGUACUCGCCGCUCGGCGUGGGCACGUUCCCCGGCGACAAUCCACUCGUCGCAUUGAUGACGCUGUUCUCGCACGCCCCGACGGAGGACAGGAACCAGCUCGUCCAGGAGGCCGUCGUGGACACUUUUGGCUCCCGGGCCUUCAUUCAGGGGCUCCAGCGCGCGUUGGACGAUCCUACGAUUUUGGAUGACAAUCUACAGCGCCGACCUUGA
Heterobasidion irregulare TC 32-1 is the source of this 756-nucleotide messenger RNA. RefSeq lists its product as uncharacterized. The record is from RefSeq and is a predicted model, not a curated record. Bases 1 to 756 code for a protein of 251 amino acids. NCBI's taxonomy places the organism in Eukaryota, Fungi, Basidiomycota, Agaricomycetes, Russulales, Bondarzewiaceae. The transcript is spliced from 2 exons.